Cervus elaphus (red deer) is the source of this 1528-nucleotide messenger RNA. It is a transcript of the gene MOSPD3, whose product is annotated as motile sperm domain containing 3. Bases 588 to 1334 code for a protein of 248 amino acids. The record is from RefSeq and is a predicted model, not a curated record. The transcript has 6 exons. Lineage: Eukaryota; Metazoa; Chordata; Mammalia; Artiodactyla; Cervidae. Gene Ontology annotation, cellular component: cytoplasm.
AAUUCCCUCUGCAAAUAUGAGAGAUUUCAACGAUGAGCUCCGUGCAGGAAGGAAUCAAGAGAAGUGCUGUGGGCAGAGAUCCGAGUCCAAGGGGGAGCAACAUUCAACUAGCACUGUAGAAAACGGCUUUUGUUGCUGCGGAAGCUCCUAGAAGAGCCUGGGAUUGAAGAGGGGAAAAAAAGAGGGCUCCCUCGUGGGAUGUGAUGCUAGUGAUUUGGACAGCCUCAAGAGUGGGGAGGAAGGAACAAAGGCCGACUCCCAUCUUGGCCCGGGUCCCUCCCGCUAGCCCUCCGCUCCACUUAUUCCAGGGUUAGCGUUCAGGCUCGAGACGCUCGUCAAGUGCUACGUCACUGUGAUCAAGCCAAUCACCGCUUUAGGCUCACCAAUCGGCGAAUAGUCAUAGCUGAGUCGAGGCCGCCCUGGCCAAUGAUAAAGACCGUACGGCGGAAGUGCAGAAGCGAUCUCCCGGAAAGAUGGCAGCCCUGGUCCGGCCACAGGUUGAUUGGCAGGUGCUGUGACCAGAGCUUUAUACUCCAGGCCCCGUCCCUUGAGCUCUGCCCUCGGAUGUUCCACCGCCCAGAGCUUGCAUGCGCCGUGGGGCGCCCCAGGACCAGGAGCUGGUGGGUCCGGGGGCUCCUGGGCGGGGGUCCCGGGGCGCCCCUCCUCCCUCGGGAUCUGUUGUCCCGGUCCUGGUCUUUCCCCCGGAUCUAGUAUUCAGGGCGGACCAACGGAGCGGACCCCGGCAGCUACUGACCCUCUAUAACCCCACGGGAGCAGUGCUUCGCUUCCGAGUGCUGUGCACAGCCCCUGCCAAAUACACAGUGUUUGACGCGGAAGGAUAUGUGAAGGCUCAGUCCUGCAUUGACAUUGUGAUUCGCCACGUGGCCCCCAAUCCCAGGCACUAUAAUGUCCAGGAUCGCUUCCGCAUUGAGCUCUCUGAGGAGGGAACAGAGGGCCGAGUGGUGGGGCGCAAGGACAUCACCUCGGUUCUAAGGGCCCCAGCGUACCCCCUUGAGCUUCAGGGACAGUCUGACCCAACGCCCCACGCAGAGCCUCAUUCCUGGACAGCACCAUCCGCGGCCCAGCCCUUCCCAGAGAGAGUGGAGGCUGGAACUCCUGACGGGCCUUGUUCCCCAGACCCUCACCCGCAACUGGCCACCAGCUCCUUCCUCCUCUUCUUGCUGAUGGGCACAAUCUCUGUGGCCUUCCUGCUGCUCCCGCUCCAGGAUGAACUUGGCAGCCAGCUGCCCCAAAUGUUUCACGUCUCCCUGGGACAAAAGUUGGUGGCAGCCUACGUCUUAGGGCUCCUCACCAUGGUGUUCCUCCGGACCUGAGCUCUGUUCCACCUCCACGCCGCUUCCCUGGGCCAGGACAUGGAUGUGGAUGUGGACGUGAGACAGCCACUGUGAUGUUCAUAACCUCGUCUCAACUCCUGCUUCCUUCUUCCUCCCCAUCUCCCUCCAGACCUAGGGAUUUGUUAUCUUUUUCCAAGUUGAAUCAAAUAAAUUUGUAAAACUGAACUGAGAAA